Messenger RNA from Puntigrus tetrazona (Sumatra barb), 4617 nucleotides. RefSeq names its product wingless-type MMTV integration site family, member 3A (gene wnt3a). NCBI's taxonomy places the organism in Eukaryota, Metazoa, Chordata, Actinopteri, Cypriniformes, Cyprinidae. Gene Ontology annotation, molecular function: frizzled binding; cytokine activity. The transcript is spliced from 4 exons. Gene Ontology annotation, cellular component: extracellular region. The record is from RefSeq and is a predicted model, not a curated record. Gene Ontology annotation, biological process: neuron differentiation; canonical Wnt signaling pathway; multicellular organism development. The coding region runs from base 317 to 1378 and encodes 353 amino acids.
GUUCGCGGUUCAGGCUGACUGGGUGACUCCAUCAUCUGAAUUUGGCCUGUGGCAAGAGCCUGUGAUUGGGUCCGGACGCGGAGCCGCUCUCUUUAACGUGCGCCUCGCGAGCGCGCGCGGGACAACGCCGUAGGAUUAUCGGAGAGAAAUAUCGCUCAUCAUCACCUUCGCGUUUUCUCAUCGACACGCGCGGGCGAGAGCGUGUGCGUGCCUGCGUGCGUGCGUGUAUGUGCGCGCGUGUGUGUGCGAGAGUGCGUGCGUGCGUGCGUGCGUGUGUGUGUGUGCGUGUCCGUUUAAGCCUAACUUUUUUUAAAGGAUGAUAUACCUUGGAUGUUUCCUGUUUCUUUUUUGUGGGCUCACGCGUGUCAUGGGAAGUUACCCGAUAUGGUGGUCUCUGGCCGUGGGACACCAGUACACUUCACUGGGUACUCAGCCCAUCCUGUGCAGCUCAAUCCCCGGCCUGGUACCCAAACAGCUCCGCUUCUGCCGCAACUAUGUGGAAAUCAUGCCUAGCGUGGCAGAGGGGGUGAAGAUCGGCAUCCAGGAGUGUCAGCAUCAGUUCCGUGGACGCAGAUGGAACUGUACCACUAUUAAUGACAACCUGGCCAUCUUUGGACCGGUGCUGGAUAAAGCCACUCGAGAAUCAGCAUUUGUCCAUGCCAUUGCUUCGGCGGGGGUAGCGUUCGCUGUGACGCGGGCUUGCUCUGAGGGCUCCGUCACCAUCUGCGGCUGUGACACACGAAGGAAAGGACCGCCGGGCGAGGGCUGGAAGUGGGGUGGCUGCAGUGAGGAUGUGGAGUUCGGCAGCAUGGUAUCCCGAGAGUUUGCAGAUGCUCGUGAGAAUCGUCCAGACGCUCGCUCGGCUAUGAAUCGACACAACAACGAAGCUGGGCGUGUGUCAAUAACAGACCACAUGUACCUGAAAUGUAAGUGUCACGGCCUUUCGGGAAGCUGUGAGGUGAAAACCUGUUGGUGGUCGCAGCCUGACUUUCGGGUGAUCGGCGACUACAUGAAGGACAAGUAUGACAGCGCAUCAGAAAUGGUGGUUGAGAAACAUCGGGAAUCACGAGGCUGGGUCGAAACCUUACGACCGAAGUACACCUUCUUCAAGCCCCCUACCGAAACUGACCUGGUCUACUACGAAAGUUCGCCUAACUUCUGCGAACCCAACCCGGAAACCGGCUCCUUCGGCACCCGUGACCGAAUGUGUAAUCUGACAUCACACGGCAUUGAUGGCUGCGACUUGCUCUGUUGCGGUCGAGGCCACAACACUCGAACUGAGAAACGCAAGGAGAAAUGCCACUGCAUUUUUCACUGGUGCUGCUACGUGAGUUGCCAGGAGUGUACUCGAGUUUAUGAUGUCCACACUUGCAAGUAAGAAACCACCAAAACCAAAACCAGAUUGGACCAUAUUUUUUAGGUUGUGAACACGCGAGAGCCUUCAGUCCGAAACUUGUGGAGUUGUUUGUGGUUUCACUAAUAAGAUAAUCUCAAAAAAGAGAUACAGUGAAGUAAUUCUAGAACACCAUCAAAGAAAGCUGUUUCAACAGACACAAAGAAAAACCCAUAAGGGCUUUGUUCUCCAUUGUUGAGGACAAAUACAGGCUGGUGGCUCAGCUCUGGAAGGGACUUAUCGUUUCCAGUCUGAUACAGGAGGGGAUAAGUGAUGGAUCAGAUUACUACUGACUCGGGCCCUUGGGACCUUGACCAAUUGUGUCUCCAAGAAAAGAACAGAAACCUUUCAAAGGGAGAGGUUUUGUCGGCACGUGGCUGCAAACUCAGAUGGGACAACUCUGUAACAACAAAUGUAGCACAAACUGAAUGCUAGAGUUUGCCCGCAAGCGCCUCUGAAAUGUGGUGAUAGUUGCAUUAUUAAUGAUAGCCUUACUACUAACACCAUUAAAGAAGCUAUUUGUAUCUUUUUAAUACAAAGUGCAUUCCAACAUUCCUAAUCUCCAGCAAACAAACGAUUAACCAGUUCUUUUAUAACAUAAAAUACACUUCAUGUUGUCUCUGAACCAAACACUGAACUUAUGUAUUAGGUUGAGUUUAUUAAAAGUUACUAACAUUAGGUUACGAAUGCACUUGUAUCUAAGGUGAAUGUCCAUGCGUUGUGUAUAUGUCACUGUUUUCUUGAAAAGUAUCAAAACCUCUUCUAGAUAAUAUAGUUUAGAGUGCUAUUACACUUGGUUUGGUUGGUCCAGUUGACUCUCCUUUUCCCUGACCUUGCUGGGUUGUGUUCACACUGUGUUUUUGGAUCUGAACCAUGGUAAACUUGAUAAGAGUUAUGCAGGAGAAGCCUGCAAAAUGCACCGACCUACUCAGUUUUAUACUUUGGGUAUUUUUUUUAUCCUGGGCUUCUUUCCGAAGGGUCAACGGAGAAUGGCACUUGCGCUUGUCUGUGCGAAUGUAUUGCAAAGGUUUCAAACAACAUCUACUUGCUAUUGGAAAAACAAACAGCCAAUGCUGAUGUUUCGAAGCAUGGCUGCCUAUUUAAAAUGUCCUUAGCUGGUCAUGAGCUGUUUUAAGCUGGUUCUUAGCUUGUCAUGUGCUAGAUUCUGCUCAGGACCAGCUCAGGACCGUCACAUGACCAGCUUAAACCAGUACAAAACCAGCAUCCAUGCUUUAAAACAUAGGGAUGUGUCCUGCUUGUCAGGAAAGUGAAUGAACCGCUGAUCUAUGUUCGUUAUUUUAGAUCAGAGCACACACAAGCACAUCAUUUGACUUUGAUGCCAUCAACAGAGGUUUACUCAAGCGAUUUAGGACGAUUGCAUUCAUAUCUGCAGUAAGUUUAAGUUGUGGACUUGUGUUCGAUUGACUAGUACCCACCAGAAUUCCAAAAAAUGUGUUCACAUCAUCCAAACAAGCUGAAAUCUGACUUCAAACUAACCCAUUUGUGCAAGUGUGAAAGCACCCAGUUUUCCCCAAAGAUCAAUAAUCUAUUAAAGCUAAAAUAAAUAGAUGUGAGCACUUCUAUCUUGAAAUAUUCAUUUGCCUUAUUUGUGUGUGACAGUAUUAUUGAUGUUCCACAAACAGAGAGGUCCACGACAUUUCAGAAUAAAUAUAAAGGUAACUGUACCUUUAUUCAGUAGCUGAAACACUGUUCAUUUGUAAGUCACUGGAUAAAAAAUACUGCUAAAUCAAUAAUAUAAAUGUACAUGCAGGGUCCAAAAUUAACACUCGCUAAGUGUCUCCUGUGCAAGUAUAUAAUUGUUGAAAAUAAUUAUCAAGGCCACAGUAUCAUGACUGGUAUAUUUUCUCAACUCACCCACCUUUGACAGUAUUUUUGUUGAUUUUUAUAAGGACCCUGAUUAUAGAUUUUGUUUCUGCUAUGACAAAAUGAAUAAUUUAGUUUUUGAUCACACUCAAGUAUUUUUCAAACUUGCCUUUAAUAGCCAACAUAUGUGAAUUCAUGACCAAAAUUAAUGUUUUUAUUAUUAUUAUUGUUAUUCUAACUUUCCCUAGCCGGUUGUACAUGAAAGUUAGCAGCAGUGCAGAAACUAAAUGAACUACCCUCAUUUAUAAUGCUGCUAACUAUUAACAGGUUUGUUGUUAUAUUUAUGAGAGAUAUUGUGCUUGUGCAUUUGUGUUUCUCUGUGUAAAUCUACUGUAUGUGUCUUGGUGCUUGUAUGUAAAUGUGUCUGUAUAUGUGCAUGACUCUUUGUUUUCUUCUUUCUGUGAAAGACACUGUGUAAGCAUAGUUAAGAACUAAAAUGUGAAGUUUUCUACUAAUGAAAUCUUGAUAGAGAGUGUGUUCGUUAACCAAAUAGAGAUAUUCUAACACUUUUGUGAGUCCUUUUGAACAAUAGAUUAUAAAAUAUGUAAUGUAUGAAAAUUAAAAUGCAUAUUGUGUUAUUAAAAGCCACGCUAUAUUUUGACAAAAUAGCAUCAAAAACAGCUUUCUGAAGAAAAUACGUACCAUUGUUAUAUUACAAUUUAAAAAAUAUGUGUAACUAGUAAACAGACAGGAGAUUAACUAUUAGUCGGCCUAAUGUUGCAAGGAAAUGUGAGAAGGCAGAGAUAAAACCCCAGCUUGUAAAAUUCUUUGGCAGAAGUUCUUUUCACAGAUCUUUCCUCAAAGAAAAUUAACUCAAGUUUCCUCUUGCCCAUCUCACACUGAUUUAAUCUCUCAUCAAUCAGGGAUCAUUUCAAAGCACAUGCCCUAUUCAGCUUUCCACAAAGCUUUAUUUAACAUAAUGAUCCGCCCCUAACUACAAAAUCAAUACUUCAUGUUUUUAUGUGUACAUCACUGCAUCUAAAUUUCGACUGUUUGCUUCCACGCAGUUCAAUUUGUAUUCUAAACAUGGUCUUCAAAUCCAAAGUUUUGUAUGGACUAGUUCUGUGUUUAAGGAUUUCUGGAAGUUCUGGAUUUUUUUUAUGACUAUUUAUUUUACUGUAAUGUAUAUAUUAGCAAGAGUAUAUAUUUGCUGACAAAAGAUUAUUACUUGUGAGGAGUGUUGUUGUUUUGUGUAACUGUUUUACCAGCAACCAGAAUGUGUUGUUGCUUCUUUUUUCACUGACCACAUAGGAUGCACUGUAUGUCCUGCUCUCUGUUAUUAGAAUUCUAGCUGUUAAUGUUAUAACCAAAUUAAAUAAAAAAUACGCUUCUUUCGUUGA